AAGUUACCAUCACCAGCGCACACGGGGGUGUCACCAGUGGCGAACCGCUCCUCGACCACGGACAAGGUCCUCGCGCGUUUCCCCCUUUGGUCCCCGGCAGGAUGAAGCACUUAGACCUUUUCGUUUAAUGAAAAUUGAAUUUGAAAAAGACUAAGACGAGAAGAAAUGGCGAACACGGCUCAUCUCGUUCGCCGGCAAAGCUCCCGCGACUUAAAGCCCCAAAAAAGCAUCGAUAAGCUUGAGAUGAAAGAGAUGCGUGGUAGAUUAAUGGUGGAUAAUCGAAAGAACGUCGCCACUGCCAAUUACGGGGCCACUAAUGCGGCCUUUGAAGAUACCAGUCCUAACAAGGGCAAAAUAGGAAACGGCCCCGGCAACAAUGACGGCAAGGCGACUUUCCGACCGGAAGCGGGCGAAGAUGAGCGUGAAAAUUGGGAUAGCAAGCUCACAUUUCUCCUGGCGACCGUAGGAUACGCGGUGGGCCUUGGAAACGUAUGGCGGUUCCCCUAUCUGGCACAAAAGAACGGCGGAGGGGCUUUUCUAAUCCCUUAUUUUGUGAUGUUGGCCAUUGAGGGUAUUCCUAUAUUUUAUCUGGAACUGGCCAUCGGCCAGAGACUGAGAAAGGGCGCUAUCGGAGUGUGGAAUCAGGUAUCCCCGUAUAUGAGCGGUAUCGGAAUCAGUAGCGCCGUAGUCUCCUUCAACGUGGCUCUUUACUAUAAUACAAUUAUCGCCUGGUGCCUAUUUUAUUUCGUUCAGAGUUUCCAAUCGCAGCUACCUUGGGCGGAGUGUCCCAAUAAGUACUUUCGAAAUGGAUCUUACGCGUCUGAACCUGAGUGUUUGGUCAGCAGUCCUACGCAAUAUUUCUGGUAUCGAACCACCCUGAUGAUAUCCAAGGACAUCAAUACACCGGAAGUGUUUAAUUGGAAAAUCGCUCUGGCGCUAAUUAUCGCCUGGAUUCUCGUCUACAUGUGCAUGAUUAAGGGUAUUGCAUCCUCAGGCAAGGUCGUAUACGUGACCGCCACGUUUCCGUAUAUCGUCCUAAUCAUUUUCUUCUUCCGAGGUGUGACGUUGCCUGGUAUGUCGGACGGUCUGCGGCAUCUCUUCACGCCAAAAUGGUGGACGUUGACCGAUCCUGUAGUCUGGCUGGAGGCUGGAACGCAAAUCUUCUUCUCCCUAGGCCUAGCUUUCGGCGGUCUAAUAGCAUUCUCUUCGUACAAUCCGGUGAACAAUAACUGUUACCGCGACGCCAUCAUGGUCAGUCUGACGAAUUGCUUCACGUCCAUGUUCGCGGGAAUCGUCGUCUUCUCAAUCAUAGGGUUCAAGGCUACCAUGGUUUACGAACAAUGCUUAGCAGAAAAGAAUAGCACGUUGAUCAGUAUAUUCGGCCAAGCCGAUAAAAUACCCGAAGAUAUUCCGAUUGCUGGCACGCUGCUGAAUAUCACGAAUGGCAACGGAUCGCUGGACAAUUUGAUAAUGCCGGAACUGCCUGUGUGCGACUUGGAGAAGGAGUUGGAUAACUCGGCAGCGGGCACAGGCUUGGCGUUUAUCAUCUUCACCGAGGCGAUCAAUCAGUUUCCUGGUGCUCAAUUCUGGUCGGUAUUGUUCUUCCUGAUGCUGUUCACGUUGGGAAUCGAUUCCCAGUUUGGUACUUUGGAAGGUGUUGUCACCAGCAUCGUCGAUCUGAAGCUCUUCCCGAAUUUGAGAAAGGAGAUUCUGACGGGUGUGAUUUGUUUGAUAUGCUGCAUUAUUUCUAUGGCCUUCGCUCAUGGAGCUGGCAGUUACGUCUUCGUGCUGUUCGACAAUUUCAGCGGAAACUUUCCACUGCUCAUAAUCGCGCUCUUCGAAUGUAUAGGAGUGUCCUAUGUCUAUGGUUUGAAAAGAUUCGCUGACGACAUCGAACUGAUGACUGGUAAUCGACCUGGCCUCUAUUGGUUAAUAUGUUGGAAGUACCUCAGUCCAUUGGCGAUGUUGAGUAUUCUGGUCGCGUCCUUCGUCGAGAUAUUUUUCGAAGGAAGCGGUUAUCCGGCCUGGGUAGCGAGUAAAGGUGUUACGGAAAGACACGACUGGCCCGUUUGGGCUCUAGUCCUUAUAGCCAUUCUCAUUCUUACUUCUGUUCUAUGGAUACCCGCAGUCGCUAUUUGCAGAUACUUUGGAAUUUUUAUCAUUGAUGACAACGAAAAGGCCUGGUUUCCCGCGGCGGAUUUGAAAGAAUUCCACGGAAUCAUGCCGCACGAAGUGACAGUGGCUGAGACAUUGCUGUUUUGCAUCAGGAGUGACGGUUCCGAAGGAUUGUGCUGCCCUACGGGCGGCCCCAGUGAUGAUGAGGACGAGGACCUCACCUAGGAUCAAUCUCGAUCGCGACGCGCGUUUCCGUGGAUGAUUUUGCCUCGAGAAACGUUCCAUUUCAUCCUGUGACGAUCAUUUUCGACUGCUGCUGUUUGGUCGAAAGUGGCUGCAAUCCUUUGGUGAAUCUGGUCGAUUUGUAGUUAGCGCAUCCGCGCGGUAGGAUCUUGUCUAUUGUGUCAAUUAACGUAAGCUUGGGCGGUAGGGGCCGUUUCUUCAUAAUGCAAAGACGGAGAUACAUUCGUGAAAGACAUUAAUUUUAUUUUUUUUUUUUUCAAUCAACUUUAACAAUUGUUAACUAUCUCAAAUUCACAUUUUUCCUCAAAGAUUCUCUUUCAAGAUUCUCUGAUUAAAGAAUAGUAUUUGGAAUUUAAGUAUCUAGUACCGAGACAAGGCAUUUUCGAUAAAAAUAUAAGAGAUUUAUUUUUUUGAGAACAUUUGUGAAUGUAUCUUCAUCUAACAGAUAUAACUCGUUUGCAAUUUUGAGUUUCUUAAGUGAUAUUAACUAUGCGAAAUGGCUUUCAAAGCUUCGCGGAUACUGAAGAAUACUAGACUAACCAUCUGCACAGUUUUCGAGCGAACAACACAAUCGCGCGUCGCGUGGACGGAAAUGAAAGGUAAUCUUUCACGGAGAAAAUUGCCUAUUAUACAAGUUAACGAUGAAACAUUUACUCUUUAGCAAUUGCGAUUAACGUCAGAUUUAAUAAGAUUAGCGGUAGGAGCCGUCCAGUGGACUUGGGUGGGUAUACCCGAAACGUUGUUUUAGAUAGGUAGAAUCUCGGAUCAGAGAGCACUUGGAUCCUUAGUUCUAUGGAUAUUUGAAGAUUCGGGAUUUUGAAAAUCAACGGAUCUAAAUACCUAAUUCCAUAAGUACUCAAGAAUCCAGGAAUGCAAGUAAGUAAAUAAAUAAGAUGGAGAUAUUCAGGUAUUUAAAAGCAUAAGACAAGCACAGAUCUAUAAGGAUCUAAGAAUUUAAGUAUAUCAAGAUAUAUAAAUAUGUGAAAGAAUAUGAAAUUCUGCCAAAGAUCUAAGGAUCCAAGAAUCCACGAUUGAUUACGUGGACUGAUAAUGUGACAAUAAAGAGGAUAAAAUUGAUGACAAUAAUAAUUGGAAUAAAUCAUGCUUGAUUGACAAUAAUGUUAACAGUGUGCAAUAUGCAAUGCGCGCACUCGAGGAUGCCUGGAAAGCUGAAAGGCAAAUAAUUCAACCGAUAGAAUUGGUUUCUUCGGGUUAAGAGAUAUUAUCAUCGUCCCGGCCAUAGAUUAAUCAACUAAUUAGUUUCACGUAGGUCAAUUAUUCUGAUUUUCAUCCCGUUGCGCAUGUUCAAAUUCGACCUGAUGUGGAUUAUUAAAAAAAAA
Messenger RNA from Temnothorax curvispinosus, 3698 nucleotides. Its product is annotated as sodium-dependent neutral amino acid transporter B(0)AT3. Lineage: Eukaryota; Metazoa; Arthropoda; Insecta; Hymenoptera; Formicidae. The transcript is spliced from 14 exons. Gene Ontology annotation, biological process: sodium ion transmembrane transport. Gene Ontology annotation, cellular component: membrane. The coding region runs from base 166 to 2340 and encodes 724 amino acids. The record is from RefSeq and is a predicted model, not a curated record.